AUGAGACAUGCCAACCGUGCCAUCACCGGGCCAGGGCAAGUCCAAGGCACCCCCUCGGGUAAAGCCCACACCACAGAUGCCAAGACCGCCGCGCUGACAGGUAAAUGUGUCAUCUCCGUCUUCAUGUUUAAUUCAAAUGAGAGGUUAAAACAUGAGAGGACUUAUUCCAACAGUAUAUCAAGGAAAAUUAUGUGGCACAAGUUCAAGGAAGCCAUCGUGACACAGGUUUGGGGCAAUAAGGAAGUGCUGAGGCCCUCGGAGAGUGUGGAGAGCGCCAUAAACAGUCUCCAGUCGAUCCAUUCCGUCUCGUCCCGGUGUUGA
Molecule: messenger RNA, 321 nt
Organism: Knipowitschia caucasica
Lineage: Eukaryota; Metazoa; Chordata; Actinopteri; Gobiiformes; Gobiidae
Source: the annotation of a GenBank genome assembly